This is a messenger RNA of Pipistrellus nathusii (Nathusius's pipistrelle), 1245 nucleotides long. The record is from the annotation of a GenBank genome assembly. Lineage: Eukaryota; Metazoa; Chordata; Mammalia; Chiroptera; Vespertilionidae.
AUGGCAGCCCUGCGCUAUGCGGGCCUGGACGACACGGACAGCGAGGACGAGUUGCCCCUGGGCUGGGAGCAGAGAACCACCAAGGACGGCUGGGUGUACUAUGCCAAUCACACUGAAGAGAAGACUCAAUGGGAACAUCCGAAAACUGGAAAAAGAAAACGAAUAGCAGGAGAUUUGCCAUAUGGAUGGGAGCAGGAAACGGAUGAGAAUGGACAAGUGUAUUUUGUCGACCAUAUAAAUAAAAGAACUACCUAUUUGGACCCAAGAUUGGCAUUUACUGUGGAUGAUAAUCCUACAAAGCCAACCAACAGACAGAGAUACGAUGGCAGCACCACAGCCAUGGAAAUACUCCAGGGUCGGGACUUCACUGGCAAAGUGGUUGUAGUUACUGGAGCUAACUCAGGAAUAGGGUUUGAAACCGCCAAGUCUUUUGCCCUCCAUGGUGCUCACGUGAUCCUGGCCUGUCGGAAUAUGAGCAGAGCCAAUGAAGCCGUGUCCCGCAUUUUAGGAGAAUGGCAUAAAGCCAAGGUAGAAGCAAUGACCCUGGACCUCGCUCAGCUCCGUAGCGUGCAGCAUUUUGCUCAAGCGUUUAAGGCCAAGAAUGUGUCUCUGCAUGUGCUCGUGUGCAAUGCAGCGGCUUUUGCUCUCCCCUGGAGCCUCACAAAAGAUGGCCUGGAGACCACCUUCCAGGUGAAUCACUUGGGGCACUUUUACCUGGUCCAGCUCCUUCAGGAUGUCUUGUGCCGCUCAGCUCCAGCCCGAGUGGUUGUGGUCUCCUCUGAGUCCCAUAGAUUUACAGAUAUUAAUGAUUCCUCAGGAAAGCUAGACUUCAGCCGCCUCUCCCCAUCUAAAAAUGACUACUGGGCCAUGCUGGCUUACAACCGGUCCAAGCUCUGCAACAUUCUUUUCUCCAAUGAGCUUCAUCGCCGCUUGUCCCCAAGAGGGGUCACCUCGAACGCAGUGCAUCCAGGAAACAUGAUGUACUCCUCCCUUCAUCGCAACUGGUGGGUGUACACGCUGCUCUUCACCUUGGCCAGGCCUUUCACCAAGUCCAUGCAACAAGGAGCUGCCACCACCGUCUACUGUGCUGCCGCCCCCGAGCUAGAAGGCCUGGGAGGGAUGUACUUCAACAACUGCUGCCGCUGCCUGCCCUCCGCCGAGGCCCAGAGGGAGGAGACAGCGCGGGCCCUGUGGGCGCUCAGCGAGAGGCUGAUCCAGGAGGCACUCGGAGGCCAGGCCAGCUAA